Molecule: messenger RNA, 3014 nt
Organism: Ochotona curzoniae (black-lipped pika)
Lineage: Eukaryota; Metazoa; Chordata; Mammalia; Lagomorpha; Ochotonidae
Gene: CUNH2orf68
Product: chromosome unknown C2orf68 homolog
Exons: 4
Coding region: 75-575 (166 amino acids)
Source: RefSeq, a predicted model, not a curated record
GCUGAGAGAGGGUGUCCCCCGGCCAGAGGGCUACCGUUGGGCCCGUUGAGGUGGCGACGAGCCCAGGGUUCCGGAUGGAGGCAGCCCGGAGUCCCGGGCCCAGGCUGUGCUGCAAGCCCGGUGGGCGGCUGGACAUGAGCCACGGCUUCGUGCACCAUAUCCGACGGAACCAGAUCGCCCGGGACGACUACGACAAGAAGGUGAAGCAGGCGGCCAAGGAGAAGGUGAGGAGGCGGCACACGCCCGCGCCGACGCGGCCCCGCAAGCCCGACCUGCAGGUGUACCUGCCGCGACACCGAGAUGGCUCUACCCGCCCAGGCAAACCAGACCCUGAAGAGUCCAGUGACAGUAGCAGCAGUGGAGGUUCUGAACCGGAGCCUGCUGGCCACCAGCUCUUCUGCCUGGAAUACGAGGCAGACAGUGGCGAGGUCACGUCAGUGAUCGUGUAUCAGGACGAUGACCCUGGAAGGGUGAGCGAGGAGGUGUCUGCCCACACGCCUCUGGAUCCGUCCAUGCGAGAAGCCCUCAAGUUGAGGGUCCAAGAGGAGAUCUCCAAGCGCCAGAACCGCCACUGACUGGUUUGAAAGCAUUCUUUGCAGGCCGGAUUCCCAGCCUUGGAAGAAUUCUGCCCCAGGAGCUCAGCGCCAGGCUGCUUGAUCUUGACACUGCCGGAGCUGCUGCUUGCUGCUGCAUCCAUGGAGGCCUGCUCCCCCACAGCCAUUUCCUGUGUUGGCCUCUGUGCCGGCCUUGUGAUCUGGAAUCUAUUUAUUUUAUUUUAUUUUCUUGGAAGGAGGAGUGUUGAACAUGGCUCUCUUGGUGUUCUGGAAGCACAGACUUGAGAAGCAGGGUUUAGGAAGACCUAAGCUGUCCUGCUGCUUUGUCACUGGGCCCACAUGCCUGGCUGCUCUGUGUUCCACCCAGCACCCUGAGCCUUGUUUGUUAUUUUUUGGUUGUUUUUCUUUGUUUGUGCUCACUUCCACCCACGUGUCCUCAGGCUUUUUUUUUUUUAAGCUUUAUUCCUUUGUUCUUCCUUUCCUUCACCGCUUUUGCCUUAGGCCAAUUCUCUCCCCACCCCUUCAAAGGGACUGAGCACCUCCAGCUGCUCCAGACUUUGGAGGUGGGGGAGUUGCUGGGGAUCUGCCUUUCUCACAAGUUCUCCAAGUAAUUCUGACACUAGGAUAAAAUGGAAGACCUUCAUUUUUGAAAGCUGCUCCCAAGCAUGCCUCCCUUCCCGGCUCCCACCACCACUUCCCUCUGUAUCCCCUGGCUUUCUGAAAUAGCUUGCAUGCUCCACUGCUUUGUUCUGUCAGAUAGGAGACCUAGAAAGAUCCUGGUUUUAACCCACACGGAUUUCUUGCAGCAGAACCAAUCUGAGGCUGCAGAAUUCCCGCUGUGAAUAGAUUGGCCACUAACAGAGAAUUAGCAAAGCAAGCUUGCUUGAAGCUAACUCUGCAAGUGUGGCUUAAAAGUCUGGUCCCUAAGUACCAAGGGAAACUCAACAUUAGCAAUAAUUGCCUGUUUGGGGCCAGAGUUACAGAGAAGGUUACUAAACAAGCUCUGCCUCCUCUCCCUGUCCCAUGUCCAUCUGUCGCCUUCUUUCUCCCACACUACCUCUCAAGGAUACACCCAAGGUGGCUUCCAAAAGUUCAUGGGAAAUGGAACUGAAAGGUAGUGUGGACGGUCUGAACUUCUUGAAGCCCCUGUGUAUAUGUAACAGAUCCUUCAAGAGUCCCAGGACAGCACUGCCGUUACCUAGGGAACAUCUCUUCUACCCCAGGGUUAGAUUAAGGUCUGAAGUCCACAAGAUGUCGAGCACACCAAAGUUCCAAGGCAGCUUGAGUUUGCCAGCAAAUCAGCCUUACCUCAGCAGCUUGAAAUGGACCUCUGAGCCCAGAACUUCCUGAAGCCAAAGCCUUUUCUGCCCCCACGUCAGGAUUCUGAACAUCAGUUCGUCUGUCCCAUCGCAACAGCUUCUUGCUCAAAGGACACCUGAGAGAACUGUGGAUUUGUAGUCCAAACCCCACAGAUCAUCUCAGAACAGGCCAAGGCAGCUACCUCCACCACACCAUGAGAAUGACAAAACACCUGAGCUGUAGCUUGCAGUACCCAGGAAUGCUGCUACAGUACAAGAGGCGGAUUGGUUAGAAGGGUCUGGCUGUGAAAGCAGCCAGGGACCAGAGUACUCCCGACCCAUUGGGAGCUGCCCAAGGUUAAGUGCCUUAAACUGCCAGUCCUGGGCUCAGGUCUGCUUUCACAGGAGAAAGUCCCUUCCCUCUACUUAUGCAACAGGCUACAAGUGCCUUAUGUUAACUGCCCUCCUGGGGCAGGACUAUUCUCCCCACAGGUUACAGGACCAGUCACUUCAAGUCUGCCGGCUCUUCAAUAGAUCCUGUGGCUUGGGACAUGGGAUUUCACUGGAAUUCUGUGAUUGCUGAGUCUGGAAAUUCUUUCUGUGUGCAUCUCACAACUGGAUCGCAUGUUACACUGUUUUUGUAUAACCCAGGUGUUUGGGGGACAUGGUACCUGAGAUUUCUAAACUUCUGUUCCUGUUUUGUGUGCAGGGACAUUUGUGGUGUUUGCACAGUGCAUCCUCAGAGACCCAUCCUCAGAGACCUUCCAGUGCAGGCUUACAAUCUCCUUGCCUCAUGACUUGGUUUUGCUGAAAUUCUUGGUUUACCAAGUGUAUGUGACACAUUUUCCACCCAUACAAGUAUUCUAAUCUGUGUAGCAUGACUCUAAAGCACUAAGCCUUGUGCCAGGACUGGGCUGUUAACCUAUUGUGUAUUGCCAACUCCCCUUCUCCCCAAUGGGAGUCCAAAAUGGUACUAUCUCGUCUAAUCACCAGAUCUGCCUCUGGAAGUCCUCCACAUGUUAAAAAUCUGCAAUUUGCCAGCUAGGAGCCUGUCUCAGGACUGACCUGUGUUGGGUGGGGGCAGUGGCAUCACUUAUGGAUGCCACUGGUAUGCCAGACUGUUUCAGAAGCAGUCCUCUUUUGAUUAGAUAGGUUCUUGGCU